Messenger RNA from Durio zibethinus, 5922 nucleotides. RefSeq names its product 2-oxoglutarate decarboxylase/hydro-lyase/magnesium ion-binding protein (gene PHYLLO). NCBI's taxonomy places the organism in Eukaryota, Viridiplantae, Streptophyta, Magnoliopsida, Malvales, Malvaceae. Gene Ontology annotation, molecular function: thiamine pyrophosphate binding; 2-succinyl-6-hydroxy-2,4-cyclohexadiene-1-carboxylate synthase activity; 2-succinyl-5-enolpyruvyl-6-hydroxy-3-cyclohexene-1-carboxylic-acid synthase activity. The record is from RefSeq and is a predicted model, not a curated record. Gene Ontology annotation, biological process: menaquinone biosynthetic process; amino acid catabolic process.
GUCGGUGAAGCCCAAGUUUUUAAUUUAGAGGCCCAAGGCAGGAAAACCACCUCCUGUUUUCCAUCGAUUUCAUUUCAUCUUCAAGAGUCUGAAACUUUUGCAUCUUCUCAGGCUUCAAAUACAAACUCAAAAAAUCUCUAAUGUUAUUACUAAGAGACAACCUUUCUAUACCAUUUCUGGUAUUAAAACCAAAAUCCCAUCUUAAAAACCAUGUUUUUCACGCCAAAAAAGAAACCCAAUUUCCAAGACUUCCACUUUUCAGAAAAAAAGACUUCCUUUCCUGCAAUCUCAAGAUGGUCAAUGGGGUGAGGUUUGAUGUUCCUGUAAUGGAUGCUAAUGAAUUGGAAGAUGGUGAUUUGAUGAUGGAGACCUGCAUUACACGCACUUUGCCUCCAGCUUUGACACUUGAGCAUGGUCUCCAGGGUAUUAAAGAGGUGGUGGAGGAGUUGAAGCUUAAUCCUCCUUGUUCUUCUUCUGGGGUUUUGAGAUUUCAGGUUGCUGUGCCCCCCAGUGCAAAAGCGUUAAAUUGGUUUUGCUCUCAACCAGAGUCUUCUGGUGUUUUUCCUUUGUUUUUUCUUUCUAAGGAGAUGAAUAGUCCAACAUGUAAAUCAUUAUACCUGAACACAGCUCGUGGAGUUUUUGGAAUUGGAGCUGCUGUUUCCUUUACAAACUCUUCUUGUGUCCCAGGAGAGCUCGGUUCCAUCAAAAGGUUAAGAUGUCUCUCAAAUGAUUCAAUCCUUAUGUCAACUUAUGGUUUUGUGGAUAUUAAUUUCAACACGGAAUUGUCUUCUGUUAAGCACAUGGCUGGUUCUUUUUACUUUUUCAUUCCUCUGAUUGAGUUAGAUGAGCAUGAUGAUAUCUCUAUUUUAGCAGCCACAUUGGCAUGGAGUGAUUCUUGCUUGUGUACAUUUGAGCAGGCCAUUCAUUCUUAUGAAUCAGCCCUUUACCAGGCAAGUUCUCAUUUUUGGCCCGCUACAGAGAGAUGCCACUCUGAAGGCAUAAGAGCUGCCAUUAGAAAACUUAAUGUGGUUGAGGAUAAAACCGUGCAAAUGGUAUAUAUGAAUGCUAUCUCAUUGAGCGGAAGGGAUUUUGGAACUUAUCCCAUGGAACUGAAAGGGGCAUCUUCUUUCAGGCAGUUCUGUUGCAAGUUUUCGCCAACUGUUGGUGUUGCCUGCAACAUGUUGGAUUGUGUCAGUGAAAUGACCUAUUGCAUUCAAGAUCAUGCAAAUAUCAAUGUUGUUUGGGCAUCAAUUAUAAUUGAAGAGUGCUCUCGCCUUGGUUUGACAUAUUUUUGUAUAGCUCCAGGAUCCAGGUCAUCCCCUCUUGCUCUUGCUGCUUCUCGUCAUCCAUUAGUAACCUGUAUUUCAUGCUUUGAUGAGAGAUCACUAGCAUUUCAUGCUGUCGGGUAUGCAAGAGGAUCUCAGAAAGCGGCAGCCAUCAUAACUACUUCAGGCACUGCAGUUUCAAACCUUCUUCCAGCUGUUGUCGAAGCCAGUCAGGACUUUGUACCACUUCUGGUACUCUCAGCAGAUCGUCCUCCAGAGCUUCUGGAUUGUGGAGCAAACCAAUCAAUCAAUCAGGUUAAUCAUUUUGGUUCUUUUGUAAGGUUCUUCUUCAGUCUUCCUCCCCCCACUGAUCAAAUCCCUGCACGGACGGUGCUUACCACACUUGACUCUGCUGUUCACCGGGCAAUGUCUUCACCAAUUGGUCCUGUUCAUAUUAACUGUCCAUUUAGGGAGCCAUUAGAUGAUAGUCCAAAAAAUUGGAAAUCAAGCUGUUUGGAAGGACUAGAUACUUGGCUGUCUAAUGCUGAACCAUUUACCAAGUAUAUUCAAGUGCAACAUUCUUAUUUAUAUAAUAAUGGUACUCAUGGCCUAAUGGCAGAGGUUCUAGAAAAAAUUCAAAGGGUUGACAAAGGGCUGCUACUCCUUGGUUCCAUCUCUACAGAGGAUGAGAUAUGGGCAGUUCUUCUCUUGGCAAAAAACCUUCAAUGGCCUGUUGUGUCGGACAUAUUGUCCGGCGUAAGGUUUAGAAAGCUCUUGUCUUCCUUUCCUGAAGUUGAAGAGAAUAUCUUUUUCAUUGACUAUCUUGACCAUGCAUUGCUCUCAGAUUCAGUUAGGGAUUUGGUUCAGUUUGAUGUGAUUGUUCAGAUUGGUAGUCGGAUAACAAGCAAGCGUAUCUCUCAGAUGCUUGAGAAAUGUUUCCCAUGCGCAUAUAUCUUGGUUGACAAUCACCCAUGCCGUCAUGAUCCUUCACAUUUUGUGACGCAUAGAAUCCAAAGCUCUGCCAUUGAAUUUGCUAAUAUUUUACUGAAAGCCCAAUUUCCACAUAGAAGCAGCAAAUGGCGUGGUGAUCUUAAAGCAUUGAAUAUGAUGGUUGGACAGGAGAUAUCAUUUCAAGUUUGUGCUGAACACCGUUUGUCAGAACCUUAUAUAGCACAUGUAAUUUCAAAGGCACUUUCAGCUGAGUCUGCUCUUUUUAUAGGGAACAGCAUGGUAAUACGUGAUGCAGAUAUGUAUGGAUAUAAUUGGACAAGUGAAAAUCGCGGUGUUGCAGAUAUGGUGUUGAAGACAGAAUUACCAUGUAAGUGGAUAUCAGUUGCUGGAAAUAGGGGUGCUAGUGGAAUUGACGGUUUGCUCAGCACAGCUAUUGGUUUUGCUGUAGGAUGCAAUAAGCGAGUGCUAUGUGUGGUUGGAGAUAUUUCUUUCCUUCAUGAUACAAAUGGAUUGGCAAUUCUGAAACAAAGGAUGUUGCGGAAACCAAUGACGAUACUUGUGAUAAAUAAUCAUGGUGGCGCAAUAUUCAGCCUCCUCCCGGUUGCAGAUAAAACUGAACCAAGAGUGUUGAAUCAGUAUUUCUACACUUCCCAUAACAUUUCAGUCCACAAACUGUGUGAGGCACAUGGCGUGAAGCAUUUGGAAGUAAAAACGAAAAUGGAACUACAUGAUGCUUUACUCUUAUCUCAGCAAGGAGAGACAGAUUAUGUCAUUGAAGUUGAGAGCUCUAUUGAUGCUAAUGCCACUUUCCACAGUUAUUUAAGAAAAUUUGCUUGCCAAGCAGCAGAUCAUGCUUUGGGUAUCGUUUCAAAACUUUCUGUUCCAGAAUCCACGUCACAAGGGUGCUUUCAUUGCAAAGUCCAUUCAAUGAGUUAUUCGCUCUAUAGAAUUUCACUUUGUGCUCCACCUACAUCAAGUAUGUUUGAUCAUGGCUGCACUAGAUUUUAUAGAGAAGGUUUUAUUUUGUCUUUGACUCUUGAAGAUGGACAUAUCGGGUAUGGAGAGGUUGCGCCUCUUGAAAUUUGCCAUGAGAACCUGCUGGAUGUAGAAGAGCAACUACGUUUUCUUUUUCAUGUGAUGAAAGGAGCUUCACUUAAUUAUUUUCUGCCAAUGCUCAAGAGUUCAUUUUCUUUUUGGAUAUGGAAAAAUUUAGGAAUUCCGGCAUGUUCACUCUUUCCAAGUGUUAGAUGUGGUUUGGAGAUGGCAAUCCUCAAUGCUAUAGCAGUAAGCCAAGGUUCAAGUUUAUUGAACAUACUUCAUCCUCAUAGGGAAAGAGAAAAAGAAAAAUCUGAAAGAUUGUCAAGCAUUCGGAUAUGUGCUCUUAUUGAUAGUAGUGGAACCCCAGAAGAGGUUGCUUGUAUUGCUGUUGGUCUUGUGGAAGAAGGAUUUACUGCAAUUAAGAUAAAGGUUGCACGUAGGGCAGAUCCUGUCGAAGAUGCUGCUGUUAUACAGGAAGUAAGAAAGAAGGUUGGUUGCUGUAUUGAACUUCGUGUGGAUGCCAAUCGUAACUGGACGUAUGAGCAAGCUAUUCAAUUUGGCUUCUUGGUGAAGGAUUGUGACCUGCAAUAUAUUGAGGAGCCUGUUCAAGAUGAGGAUGAUAUUAUAAGGUACUGUGAAGAAAGCGGCUUACCUGUGGCAUUGGAUGAAACUAUUGAUAAUUGCCCAGAAAAUCCUCUGAAUAUGCUUGUCAAGUAUAGUCACCCCAGAAUAGUUGCUUUGGUCAUUAAACCAACCGCAAUUGGUGGAUUUGAAAAGGCUGCAAUGAUUGCACGAUGGGCACAGAGACAGGGAAAGAUGGCCAUAGUUAGUGCUGCAUUUGAAAGCAGCCUAGCUUUGUCCACAUAUAUUCAGUUUUCCUGUUAUCUGGAGAUGCAGAAUGCUGACACAUGCAAAUUGAUGAAUAAUAAACUAGCUCCUUCUGUAGCUCAUGGUCUUGGGACAUAUCGCUGGCUUGAAGAAGAUGUAACAACUGAUGUGCUUGGCAUUGGUUGUAAUUCAUUUACUGGCUUUAUAGAAGCAUCUGUUGCUGGUGCUACCCAUCUCCUGCACAAAUUUCAAAUGAACCACAAUGUUAUUCAUAGAAUGUUUACUGGUGAAGAGGUCCUAAGAUACCAGUUGACUCUGGAUUCAAAUGAUUUGUCCUUUUCCAUCAAUGUACUAGAGAUUGGUCAAAGAAUUGAGGGUAGUUUGAUUGUAUUUCUUCAUGGUUUUCUUGGAACUAAUGAGGAGUGGGUUCCUAUCAUGCAUGCCAUCUCAGGAUCGGCAAGAUGCAUUUCAGUCGACUUGCCUGGCCAUGGGGUAACAAAGAUAAAGAAUCAUGGUGAUGACAAAGAUGCACAGCCACCAACAUUGUCAAUUGAGAUAGUUGCAGAUUUGCUGUCUAAAUUAAUUGAACACAUCACUCCGGGUAAAGUUACUCUUGUUGGAUAUUCUAUGGGAGCAAGGAUUGCAUUGUACAUGGCACUUAUGUUCAGUGAUAAGAUUGAAGGGGCAGUUAUAUUAUCUGGAAAUCCUGGAUUAGAAGAUACAGUUGCAAGAAAAAUUCGUAGGGCUAAAGAUGAUUCUAGAGCUCGCUCUCUUGUUACACAUGGUUUAGAGCUCUUCUUAAACACCUGGUAUUCAGGAGGCUUGUGGAUGAGCUUGAGAAGCCAUCCCUAUUUUAACCAAACUGUUGCUAGACGGUCACUGCACGAUGACGUGCGGGGUCUUGCGAGAGUUUUGUCUGAUUUAAGCACUGGAAGACAGCCGUCAUUAUGGGAAGACUUGAAGCAUUGCAAAAGACCUCUUAUGCUUAUUGUUGGAGAGAAAGAUGAGAAAUUCAAAAAGGUGGCUCAAAAGAUGUGGCACAAAAUUGGUCAUGGUAGUAUCGACAGAGAUGAUCCAGUAAGCAAACUCCAUGAGAUGGUUGUGGUUCCCAACUGCGGGCAUGCAGUCCAUUUGGAGAACCCUCUCUCCAUCAUCAGGUUAGUGAGACAAUUUUUGACCCGUCUAAAAAAUGCUCAGUUCCAAUAAAAAUGCGUCAUAUAUUUGGAGCCCUUGACAAAAAUGCAUACUUUUCUGAAUGUGAUGAAAACCAUUAAAAUUCAUGUCAAGUUGGAUGAAUAAGUUUUCAAGUUUGUUCAAAAUGUUUGUUCAAGCUUUGGUCACUGUCAUUGUGCAAGGAAAUUGGCCAUUAGCUAUGUAAUAAAAGUAUAAAACUGCAAUUGGCUACUGCCAUCGUCUUGCACCAGAUCUAGAACUAACCUCAAUGGUUUAUGUAGCUAUAAAUCUUGUUCUGUUUUUAGUGAGAUCUGUUGACUUUGAAUAUCAUUCCGUUGUGAAUAAACCAUCUUAUCAUAGAUUCUUGUGAAUCUUGAAAUUAUAUAAUAAUGGAAAUAGCAACUUUAGUCAUCUUUAUAUCUGGUUUACUUGUAAGUUUUAUUGGGCUUGGCUUCGGAUAACCCCCAACAAUUAAGAGAUCCAUUCUAGAAAAAGGGCACUAAUUGAGGUAAUAAGCCUCCCAACAUAUCCAUUUCCCCAUCUAUUAUCAGCAUGUGCGGUUGCUGUAACGAUUUUUUUCUUUGGUUUUUUAUAAUUAUCGUGGUUCUAUCCAUUAAAGUGUAUUCUCUUGAAGACGGAUUAAAUGGCUAAGUUGAUCUAUUAAGCA